This is a messenger RNA of Suillus plorans, 1359 nucleotides long. RefSeq lists its product as uncharacterized. Bases 1 to 1359 code for a protein of 452 amino acids. The transcript is spliced from 5 exons. NCBI's taxonomy places the organism in Eukaryota, Fungi, Basidiomycota, Agaricomycetes, Boletales, Suillaceae. The record is from RefSeq and is a predicted model, not a curated record.
AUGGCGCAUACAAAUCCAGCAGACGACGAAGAACUUAACAACGAUCCAGGAGCAUAUGUUAUUGGGUUUGGUAAACACGCUGGUAAACGACUCGAUUCCAUCCCCACCCACUACAGGUUGUGGGCGACAGGAGCCGAAUGUCAACAUUUCCAUGGGUAUGCAGAUUUAAAAGAGGCCAAUGAUCGAUAUGAAGAAAAACUUCUCCAAACUCCUGAAGCCUACACCUUCUCCUUCGGAAAACAUGAAAACAAAAGACUUGACGAAGUACCAGAAGAUUACAUUUGGUCUGUUAUUCGCCCUUCGUUUUCUAAUAAUCCCUGGUACCAAAGCCUGGUGGAAGCACAUCGUCGUUACCUGGACCAGGUAUACCAAAACAAAUCACCAGGCUCAGUUGUCAUUUGGUUCGGGCAGCAGUGCCGGGGGCACACACUCAGCUUUGCCUACAAGCGGCGUGGUUUCAUUGAAUUUUGUCUGAGACCAGAGCAUAAAUUUUUUAACUGGUAUUACAAACUUGAAGACCUAGUUCGGAGGUACGAAGCGCAUCUCGCGAGCCACCGACGGCCAUACCGCAGAAGAAAACCUGCACAUGUGGAAAACCCCGUAGGGGAACUUCUGGGACAUUGGGACGACCGUGGGUCUGUGGAGCCAGGUGAUGAAUAUGAGCGGGAUGACUUUGUAGUCGACGAUGGUGAGGGGGAAGAUGAAUAUUCCCAAGAAGAUAGUGGUUCCCAAUCAGACGAUAGCAACGACGACCACGGAUUUGAUGAUUUCCAGGGUGAAGAGAUAUAUGAUGAUUCGGAAGUCAAUACAACCGGUGACCCAGACGGAUCAAGUCCAGAGCAGCCUUCUUGCGCGAGUGCGGCUGUCUCUCAAGCCUCGGAGUCGGACUCAGAUUCGGAUGACGAUACGCCUUUAGACGAAUUGCCCAACAAGAUCAGGGCAAAACGUGUUUCCGGGAAAAAGAAGGCAGAGGUCGUAUCCUCACCCAGCCCCCAAAGAAGUCAUCGAUGUGAAGGCGAGGGCAGUAAUGAUGAUAUCGCUGCUCAGCCCCCACAAAAACGCCGCAAAGGCCCCCGCUUGGUCCGUGAUAGGCCUGCCUGGAAUGAAUUCGAUUCCGUAGCAGAGCCCGUCGCUUCGACGUCGCAUCUUGAUGAACAAGAACUCUCUCACUCAGGGUCGUCCCAGGAAUCCGCUGCAAGUUCAAGCACAGCUGAUGAAUCGCAAGUUGAGGAUGAGUCUUCGCCAAGCGACAACGAGGAAUUAUCGGACGGUUAUAUUCCUCCUCCCUCACUCUUGGGAGGCUACUAUCGUUCGCUUCCACGUGUAAUUAGUGGCUUCUGUCACCAGAAGAUGUCUUAG